This is a messenger RNA of Diaporthe citri, 2439 nucleotides long. RefSeq lists its product as uncharacterized. Bases 1 to 2439 code for a protein of 812 amino acids. Gene Ontology annotation, molecular function: ATP binding; protein serine/threonine kinase activity. The transcript has 3 exons. Lineage: Eukaryota; Fungi; Ascomycota; Sordariomycetes; Diaporthales; Diaporthaceae. Gene Ontology annotation, cellular component: cytoplasm. Gene Ontology annotation, biological process: regulation of MAPK cascade; protein phosphorylation; intracellular signal transduction. The record is from RefSeq and is a predicted model, not a curated record.
AUGGCUCAGAUGUCGCUGUCGCCCAUCCCACGGAACCCCUCACAGUACAGCGGCUCCACGAUAUCCCUACCCCUUAGCCGCCCAGGGGGCAACUCCGACGGCAUGGGCGGCGUGGCUGUCAUCAAGGAGGGCUGGGCGCAGGUCAAGGAGAGCAAGAACUUCAUCCAGCCAUGGAAACAGAAGUUUCUUGUCCUGCGCAAGGAGGCGCUGGACUUCCACAAGCAGGAGGGCAGCAAGGUUGCCUACACCUUGUUCCUCAAGGACGUCAUCAACGUAGGACGAGUCGAGGCCGCCGGUACCAUAUUCGAGGUCAAACGACAGUCGAACGGGUCCUCGACGAGCCCCGGCGACGACGAUGGCACAACAAAGACGCUUCAGAUCAGAGUAAAGAGCGACGAUGACCUGUAUGAGUGGAUAGACUUCAUCUACGCCCGAUGCCCAGGCAUGGGCGGGGUCAGCAACCCUACAAACUUCUCCCAUGCCGUCCACGUUGGCUUCGAUCCGCAGACUGGCGAGUUCGUCGGGCUGCCCCCGGAGUGGUCGAAGCUGCUGAACUCGUCUGCCAUCACCAAGGAGGACUACGAGCGGAACCCCCAGGCCGUCUUCGAAGUCCUCGACUUCUACUCCGACCUCACCAAGCGCGCCGAGAACCCCAAUCAGUAUCCCAGCCUCACCCCGACCCCUCCUGCGGCCAACAUGCCAAACAAGCAGCUUGGCUACGGAGCCGGCUCAUCCAUCGCACCCCCUCGCCAGGCACCGCAGCCUCAGCAGCAGCGGCCUGCCUACCAGACGAGUCCUUCCCAGGCAAGUGUCAACCAGCAGACCCAAAGACCGUCUCCGACGGAUCAGCGGCCACCCAUGCAGAGCGCGUCCUCUGGCUACGGUGCAGAUGACAGGGCUCGCCAGGAACAGGAGGCACGGCAGAGGAUGGAGAAUGCCCAGCGUGAGAUCGAGGAACAGAGGCGGGACAUGGAGGCUUACAAUGCUUCCAUUCCCCAAAAGAAAGUCCCGAUCGCGCAGCAGGAGAUCGGCGGCUUCGCCCCCAGCUCCCCCCAACAGGACCGUUACAACCCCAGCCGGCCUGCACCUUCCGCACCAAAGGCCGCGCAAAAUCCGGCGGCCCUUCGUGCACAGAGACCCGCCCCCGCCCCUCCAUCUGGUGCCUCGAACGUGCAGCGACCGCCCAUUCAGACUCAACAGAGCUCGUCCUCCAUCCAGACCCAGCAGCAGCAGCGAGCACAGCGUCAAGAUCAGCAAUCUCCCCAGUCCCCGGCAGCUACCCGUUACCCCAAUGGUAUCGGUGCCUCGUCGCAGCCCCGUGCGAAUGGCGCCCAGGGCCAGGCGCCAUCACGCUUGCCAGCGCCUGUUAAACCUCAACCUCUCAACGUUGGAAACAAGAACAAUGCGCAGAGCGAUGCUGUCAAGGCAGCUGAGGCCGCCCUCUCGGCCAAACCCACACCGCAAGAGGAGAAGAAGAAGCAAGAAGUGCGCAUGUCCACGAUGUCCGAGGGAGAGGUCAUGCAGAAGCUCAAGGAGGCGGUCUCAAAGGACGACCCCAACAUGUCCUACUCGAAGCAGAAGAAAAUUGGCCAGGGUGCUUCUGGCUCCGUGUACGUUGCCAAGGUCAAGGAGACGGCCUCCUCGCCCGUCGCCCGUGACAUCCUGCGCGCCCAAGGAGUCCGGGCCCAGGUUGCUAUCAAGCAGAUGGAUCUUGCUCACCAGCCCCGGAAGGAGCUGAUCGUCAACGAAAUCAUGGUUAUGAAGGACAGCAGGCACAAGAACAUUGUCAACUUCUUGGAUGCCUUCCUGCGUAAUAACAACGCCGAGCUGUGGGUUGUCAUGGAGUACAUGGAGGGUGGUGCACUGACUGACGUGAUCGACAAUAACCCUGUCAUCACUGAGGAUCAGAUCUCGACGAUUUGCCUCGAGACUUGCCAAGGGUUGCAACAUCUCCACUCCCAGAAUAUUAUUCACCGUGACAUCAAGAGUGACAACGUUCUCCUGGACGCCCGCGGUAACGUUAAGAUUACCGAUUUCGGUUUCUGCGCCAAGCUCACCGAGACCAAGUCCAAGCGAGCCACCAUGGUGGGCACACCAUACUGGAUGGCGCCUGAGGUUGUCAAGCAGAAGGAAUACGGCCCCAAGGUCGACAUCUGGUCGCUCGGUAUCAUGGCGAUCGAGAUGAUCGAGUCGGAGCCACCAUACCUGAACGAGGAGCCCCUGAAGGCACUGUACCUUAUCGCCACGAACGGAACACCCCGCCUCAAGAAGCCAGAGAAGCUAAGCAAGGAGCUCAAGGCUUUCCUGUCUGUGUGCUUGUGCGUGGAUGUCAAGUCCCGGGCGUCCGCGAGGGAGCUGCUGGAGCACGACUUCCUGAAGCACGGCUGCGCGAUGAGCAGCCUGGCCGAGCUGCUCGCCUUCAAGAGGAAUGCCAAAUAA